Messenger RNA from Cladophialophora psammophila CBS 110553, 1143 nucleotides. RefSeq lists its product as uncharacterized. Gene Ontology annotation, cellular component: peroxisome. Gene Ontology annotation, biological process: lipid homeostasis; fatty acid beta-oxidation using acyl-CoA oxidase. NCBI's taxonomy places the organism in Eukaryota, Fungi, Ascomycota, Eurotiomycetes, Chaetothyriales, Herpotrichiellaceae. Bases 234 to 650 code for a protein of 138 amino acids. The transcript has a single exon. The record is from RefSeq and is a predicted model, not a curated record. Gene Ontology annotation, molecular function: FAD binding; fatty acid binding; acyl-CoA oxidase activity.
GUGAUAUAUGGAAAUAUGAAUGCACUUAGAGGGGAUAUUACUAAGCAUGCGAGCUGCUAAUCGACCGUGCUGCGACAAUUGCAGUUCGCUAUACUUCUAUACGUCGACAAUUCGAAGAUAGAGACGAGACCAAUUCUUCACUAGAAUUGGUUGUCUCAGGCUAUCUAUCGGUCCAGAUCCGUCCGCUUCCACUGCUUGCAACGACAUUCGCUUCGCAUUACAAUGGACAAACCAUGAGAAGACUUUACGAGAUUAAUUGUGAAUCGAUUAGUCAGAACGACUUCCCAGAGACGCACGCACUUUCCUCAGGCCUCAAAUCCUUGGCUGCAGACGGCAUUGAGAUAAGCCGCCGUACACUAGGCGGGCACGGCUUUGGUGAGUGCAGUGCUAUGAUCCCAUUGAACAGUGAUUACUUGUCGAAGGCUACAGUGGAAGGAGAUAACUAUAUGAUCACUCAACAAACCGCAAGGUAUUUGAUAAAGGUGAUGGGCAGUGAAAAGCAAGUCAACUGCAAAAGCCGAUGCAACAGAGAGAAUGUAUCGGGAAUAUCUUUACCAGCUGUCAACGGCUCCCCUCGAUAUCUACAACGACGACCCGUCAACUGUCCGAUCGUUUCAGCAUCGCGCUUGCUUCGUUGGAGCUUCGAAUAAGCGUGGCAAGAGUCGAGAAACGCCGAGCUUGGACAAGUCUCAUGAUUGAAUUUCAUGGGCUGAGUACUGUCCAUUCAGAGAUGCUGCUAGUGAAUGAUUUUUUCAGUGCGCCGAAAGCCCGACCCUAGAAUCCCUUGCAAGAUUCCCCACAAGGUGUGAUGAGACUGAUGUUCAGGCUAUUUUAUCUUCACAUAAUUUAGUGACGACCGACCAAGUUUUUGGCAUCCGGAGCAGUCACACUAGGUGGUGGAGCCAAGCUAAAUGACGGGGAUUCCUUCGGUCAUGUCUCGAAUCCGACCUCAUGUCGACAGCCUUGUUGACGCAUGGUCAAUUCUAGAUUACCUCCUCCAAAGUGCUUUGGCCAAAUAUGGUGGGGACGCUUACUAUACCCUGACCCCUCUCGACACGCUAACUUUUGAAUGUAAAUUGGAGAAGGGAAGAGAUAGUGCUUGGAGAGAGGGAGCACACAUCCAGAAAGAAAAUUGAGCGUCUG